This is a messenger RNA of Vigna angularis (adzuki bean), 651 nucleotides long. RefSeq lists its product as uncharacterized. Bases 1 to 651 code for a protein of 216 amino acids. Lineage: Eukaryota; Viridiplantae; Streptophyta; Magnoliopsida; Fabales; Fabaceae. The record is from RefSeq and is a predicted model, not a curated record. The transcript is spliced from 2 exons.
AUGGACAGGGGUAAGGGACAAAUGAUCGAGUCAUCUGCUGGUACAAGAGAGUUCAUUAAAUGGACUGAGGACAUGGAUGCUAGGCUUUUGCAUUCUAUGAUCGAGGAGAGUCGUUUGGGUAAUAGGGUUGACGGUAGUUGGACAACCCAAGCGUAUAAUAACAUGGUUCAAUACCUUCAUAGUUGUGGUUAUGUUAAUGUUAGUAAAAAUAAUGUAAAAAAUCGUCAAAAGGUAUUGAAAGACAGAUGGCGUGAGGUUCAUGACCUCUUUGGUGGAUUGAGUGGAUUCGCAUGGAACGCCGUUACUAUGAGAUUUGAAGCUGAGGACGAAGUGUGGGCUGAUCUCAUCCAGUCAAGGCCAACUGCAACCAAGUGGAGGGUUAAUAGCAUCAGACACUACGAUUUAAUGGUCGAUUUAUGGGCUGCGGAUCGAGCAACUGGGAGUGGUGUUCGGACCGCUCGUCAAGCGCGUCGUCAGCGGGUUGGGCCUCGUGUACAGGUUGAUUUGAAUCAGAAUAUGGACUACAUUCCUGAAGAGCCUAACUAUCACGAAUACAGAGACCCAACUCCACCAUCACCUCCUCCAUCCGUGGAUGAGUACAGUCCAGGGCAGACUCAAUCUGUGUCAUCCGGAGGAACUUCAUCCUCAUGA